Physcomitrium patens is the source of this 1535-nucleotide messenger RNA. RefSeq names its product GDT1-like protein 3. Gene Ontology annotation, biological process: calcium ion transmembrane transport; Golgi calcium ion homeostasis; manganese ion transmembrane transport. Gene Ontology annotation, molecular function: calcium ion transmembrane transporter activity; manganese ion transmembrane transporter activity. Gene Ontology annotation, cellular component: Golgi apparatus. NCBI's taxonomy places the organism in Eukaryota, Viridiplantae, Streptophyta, Bryopsida, Funariales, Funariaceae. The record is from RefSeq and is a predicted model, not a curated record.
GACUCCAAUCCUGUUCCGCAUUUUGCACCCCAAUUGCGCACUCGCGCCCCAUCUCCGCUGUUCGCGACGCAUUCAUUUGGAAGUGCUGCUGCGGCCCUCUCGUAGUUCCUCGAUUCGAGUUUCCGAGUCUGGCUACGAGGAGAAACGCUGAAGUAGAGCGUAGAAAAGGAGACGUUGCUCGAGAGCGGUUUUUUCUUUUUUUCUUUUUUUUUUCUUUUCUUUUUUGUUGUUUGCCGCAGGAGCCGAGUCUUUAACACUCAGAUCUGGCCAUGGCGUCCUUGUACGCCAUGCGCCUGGUGGUCUGUCUGCUCUUACUGCCUUGUUUACAUGCACAGAAGCUGGAAAAUGGUGUGGAAGGAGCCCUCGCUGUUUCUGAGAGUGUCGACACCACUUGGGGUCGCAAUAAAUUAUUAAUGGACAAAAAUGAUGUCUUUUCCAAGAGGGAAGCUGUUGUAAGAGAAGCUGGAGGUGAUGAGGUUGCCGCAGCAGUUAGUGGCAAUGGAUUUACGGAUGCAACAUUCACUAGUCUUUCCAUGAUCUUAGUCAGUGAGAUCGGCGAUGAGACCUUUAUUAUUGCUGCGCUGAUGGCGAUGAGACAUCCCCGGGCUGUUGUACUCUCUGGAGCGUUGUCAGCUCUAAUCAUCAUGACUGUUUUAUCAACUGGACUCGGUGUGAUUGUGCCUAAUCUGAUCAACAAAAAUCUAGUCAACCAUUUUGCAACAGGACUUUACACCUUUUUUGGGUUCCGGCUUCUAUUCAUUGCAUAUACAGCUGAUAGCACUCCUCAGAAGGAGCUUGAGGAGGUUGAGGAAAAGCUAGAAGGAGGUCCAAAGAAGAAGAAUGUAGUUCGUCGCAUUUUCUCUCGAUUUUGUACCCCUGUUUAUCUUGAGUCAUUCAUUUUGACCUUUUUGGCAGAGUGGGGAGAUAGGAGUCAAAUUGCAACCAUUGCCCUGGGAGCACACAAAAACCCUUAUGGAGUGACGCUCGGUGCAAUUGUGGGGCACUCGAUUUGUACUUCUGUUGCUGUGGUGGGAGGACGACUUCUGGCAUUGAAAAUAUCACAACGUACUGUUGCAACCGUUGGAGGCUUUUUGUUUUUGUUUUUUGCAGUGAGCUCUUACUUCUACCCUCCGUUGUAACUGACAUUCCUUUCAUUCAAUUACACUAGACCCUUAUCAAUCCAUUUAAUUACUGAUCCCCAUGGUUCCUGAUGGCCCUGCCGCAGCGUUAUCCUACUGAAUCCUUUUUUGAAUAUUUAUAUUCAUCUUGCAUGUUGGUGAUGAAGGCCUUGAGCCUGCCCAACUGCAUCGUUUAGAACAGUUGAGGUUUGAGGGAUUUUCAAUCUAUCCCAAUUAGUCCCAUUUUCAGUUUUGGAUUCGAGCCCUUCUGAUCUCUGUUUAGGCACCUAGUUUUUUGUACUUUUGGGCAUUGAUUUGACUCUGUGCCAUUCAGUUCAGUUUAUUACAUGAACUGCUGGAUCAUUUUUAUGAUUUAAUAUUUGAUAUGGACCUUGCAAGGAGCAGAGGUUACCGGCA